AUGGCAUCGCAGGAAAAGUGUGUUUAUGUUGGCAAUCUCGAUUGGACGACUACCGAAGAUGAGCUCGGUGAUCAUAUGAAGAAGGUUGGACCUGUCGUGUCGGUCGAUAUUAUGACCAGAAACGAUGGUAAAUCCAAAGGCUGCGGGAUAGUCGAGUUUAAGGAGGCGAGUUCAGUGGCGAAGGCUAUUGAUACGCUCAAUGAGACGCAAUUGGGCGAGAGAAAGAUCUUUGUCAGAGAGGACCGUGGCCCUGCGAAGCCUUGGUCCGAGAGUGGUAGUCUUGGGCAGGUCUCUUCUCUACUGUGCUCUCCUCGUGGUGGCAAGGGUAGGGGUAAGGGUAAAGGGAAAGGGAAGGGUAAAGGGAAGGGAUAUUGGGAUUGGGGAUUUGAUUGGGGAUACCCUGGUAAGGGUAAGGGUUUUAAGGGUUACAAAGGCAAGGGCGGCCUCAGACCACUUCGUGUUGGCCCUCGUGAUAAAGGGAGGCUCAUCUACGUUGGCAACGUACAACAGAUUACCAUCGUAUGA
Perkinsus marinus ATCC 50983 is the source of this 525-nucleotide messenger RNA. RefSeq lists its product as hypothetical. Gene Ontology annotation, molecular function: mRNA binding. The transcript has 5 exons. NCBI's taxonomy places the organism in Eukaryota, Perkinsozoa, Perkinsida, Perkinsidae. Gene Ontology annotation, cellular component: cytoplasm; nucleus. The coding region runs from base 1 to 525 and encodes 174 amino acids. The record is from RefSeq and is a predicted model, not a curated record.